GAAGGGGAGGGAGAAGAGGGCUCCGCCCGCCGCAUGCGCUGCUGCGGUUCACCCCCCGUCCCCCCCCCUAGCCACGGACACCGGGAGGCAGCGGCGGCCCCCGGCCAUGCUGGCGGAGCUGAACGAGCUGCUGGGCGCCUCCCCGCAGCGCCCGGGCACGGGUAAAUUCACGCUGCUGCGAGACACCAGGACGGAUGGCAGCUUCCUGGUGCACCAUUUCCUCUCCUUCUACCUCAGAGCUGGCUGUAAGGUUUGCUUUGUGGCCCUGCUCCAGUCCUUCAGUCACUAUAACAUCGUAGCACAGAAGCUGGGAGUCAGUCUGACAGCUGCCAGAGAGCGGGGACAGCUCGUCUUCUUGGAAGGCCUCAAGUCCUGCCUCGACCUCUUGUUUGGGGAGCAGGAGCCGUCAGGAGAGCCCAGUCCUCUUCAGUUUAUAAGCGGGAGCACCUCCAACCUCAAAGCCUUGUUUGACUUCGUCCGGACCUCCCUGACUCCCGCCGACAGCGCCUCGUGGAAGGGCCCGGUGCUGCUGGUGGACGAUCUCAGCGUCCUGCUCAGCCUGGGCGCCGCGCCGGUGGCUGUGCUCGACUUCAUCCACUACUGCAGGGUCGUGGUGUGCUCUCAGCUCCAGGGGAACAUCGUGGUGCUGGUUCACAGCAGCGAGGAUGCGGAAGACGAGGAAAACGACCUGGUCGGGAACUCCUUGGGUCAUCACAGCGACCUGAUCCUGUGGGUAGAGGGGCUGGCGACCGGCUUCUGCAAAGACGUUCACGGGGAGAUUAAAAUAAUUAAGAGACUGUCGCUGGAGUCAACGGAGCAGGAUCUCGUCCAGGUCUACCAGUACAAGAUCCAGGAGAGGAACGUCACCUUCUUCGCUAGAGGGCUGUCCGCUGCCGUGCUGUGAUGCAGCGACGCCACGAGAGCACCGGGGCGCGGGGCCGGGGCAGCACCUGUACAUCGGAGGUGCCACCGAACCACCCUGCUGGCCUCACCCCUGCCUUCCAGGAGCAAAACUCCCUCGGAGAGAAGCUUAAACGGCUCUCGCGCUACAAGCAAACGUGGCCAUCAGCUCGCCAAGAGCUUAUUGCAUCCCUUCGUCCUCCCACCCUGUUCCCAACCUACGAGGCCAAGAGGAAGAGCGAAAACGUCCGAGGAUGUCCCUCAGAGCGUGUAAAUACAGGCCAGAGGAUGCCCCGGGGGCCGGGCGGGCCUCGCCUUUUCCGUUUGCGGCAUGGCGGUGCCAGGCAGUGCCGCAGCAUGGCGGGGAGCCAUCACCCCACCCCGGCCCUUACCGAGGUGACGCAGAGCGGGCGCAGGCAGGGCUGGCCCGGGAGCGUGUCGCAACCCUUACCUUUCUCCCAGCGCGGGCGGAGAUUUGCUCAACGCCCCGUUCACGCGGCGUUAACAGCCACGGCGCUAUUUAUACAGCCGGUGUAAGACCCAGAGGCUGCCUGGGGCGGUUGCUCCCUUGCUUUUUUUUUUAUUUUUUAUUUUUAUUUUCCCUCUUUUCACAUAAAACCACUGUGCCCGGA
This is a messenger RNA of Cygnus olor (mute swan), 1532 nucleotides long. RefSeq names its product elongator acetyltransferase complex subunit 6 (gene ELP6). The transcript has 7 exons. NCBI's taxonomy places the organism in Eukaryota, Metazoa, Chordata, Aves, Anseriformes, Anatidae. The record is from RefSeq and is a predicted model, not a curated record. The coding region runs from base 107 to 904 and encodes 265 amino acids. Gene Ontology annotation, biological process: tRNA wobble uridine modification. Gene Ontology annotation, cellular component: elongator holoenzyme complex.